GGUCGAACGGGCAGCCACCCCAAUUAUCGUCACCGACUCCACAAACAAAUUGCAGAGUUGCAGACCAACGCCACGCCGACAUCGACAGCACUGAGCAGACACGUCGCGGUCUCUGCCGUAAAGUACGGACACUGUCGGUCACACUCGCCUCUUGUUGUCUCUCGAGUCCCGAGGCCCGCCCAUCUCCCUCCCUUGAGAGCCACACCGCUCGCGCUGGAGCAUGGGUUCGAGCCCGAUGUGGUCAGGACCGCCGCCGUCGCCGUGGGAUCGAGGUGCAGGGAAAUGGUGGGCGAUGGGAGGGCCAUUGGUGGUGAAGGCCGUCGGGUUCCUGCUGCUCGCCGGCCUCUUGUUCCGGGUGCUCUGCUCCUUCCCGUCCUCUCCGGCGCCGGCGCUGGAGAUUACAAAAGGAAAAUGCAAUCUUUUCAAUGGGGAAUGGAUACCAAACCCCUCUGGCACAGCCUAUACAAAUGCAAGCUGUCGAUUUAUUGAUGAUCACCAGAACUGCAUGAUGAAUGGUAGACCUGACAAGGAAUAUCUACGUUGGAAUUGGAAGCCUUAUGGAUGUGAUCUUCCACCAUUUGAUGCAGUCAGAUUUCUAGAUUCUAUGAGAAACAAAGCUUGGGGACUAAUUGGUGACUCCAUUCUUCGUAACCAAGUUCAGUCAUUGCUUUGCCUUCUGUCUAAGGCUGAAGAACCUGUUGAGGUUUACCAUGAUAAGGAAUUCAAAAACAGGAGAUGGCACUUCCAAUCCUACAACUUCACAGUGUCCAUUGUCUGGGCUCCUUUCCUCAUCAAAUCUGAUGUUUUUGAGAAUGAGAAUGGUGUAUCCACCUCUGAAAUACAGCUCCACCUUGACAUACUUGAUGCUAGCUGGACAAGUCAGUAUGAGAGCUUUGACUAUAUUAUUAUUUCUGGUGGACAAUGGUUUCUGAAGGUAGCGGUCUACUGGGAGAAUGGUGCUGUGGUUGGUUGUCAUAAUUCUCAGAACAAGAACCUCGCUGAACUCGGUUUUGAGCACCUGUAUCGGAAAACUCUACAAAAUGUUUUCAAGUUCAUCAUCUCAGCAAAACACAAGCCAGUAGUUUUCUUCAGGACCUGGUCACCUGAUCACUUCGAGAAUGGAGAGUGGUUUAACGGUGGGUCUUGUUCCAGGGAAUUGCCCUACAAGAAGGGAGAGUACAGAGAGGGAUACAUCGAGCGUGUCAUGAGGCAAAUCGAGCUUGAAUCCUUUAACAAGGCUGCAGCUGCGCUUAGGGGUUCGGUGGAUGCGGAUAGGCUGAGACUCAUGGAUACCUACAGCCUCUCGUUCUUGAGACCGGACGGUCACGUUGGGCCUUACAGAACACCCUAUCCCUUUGCAAAGGGCAGCACGGAAUCCACUCCCGUUCAAAAUGAUUGCUUGCACUGGUGUGUGCCAGGCCCCAUUGAUGCGUGGAAUGAUCUUGUUAUGAAGAUGGCCCUGGAUUGAUGAAAACCUUAUUAUGGAUUUAUAUGGUGUGCUCUUAUGGAGUAUAAGUAGCAGCCAAGUGGGCACAAAAAAGUGUCCGUUUUGGUUUAGCUGUAAAAUAGUAGUACUAGCAAAUAGAGAAACCUCAAGUUUGACUUUAUUGCAAAGAUAUAUGUGUAUGUUGUUUUCAAGCUUUAAAGUUUGAACUGGGCAGUCACUGUCGGUUAUUCCUGGUUUAACAGGUUGGCCCUCGAUGCUGACUGCCGUUCAUCAAGAAGUAACCUGUAAUCUGCCGUUCAGCAAGGCAUGACUGUCCUGGCUGACGAACAUUCUCUUUUAGAAAUAUAUAUACUUUUAUAAUAAA
Molecule: messenger RNA, 1811 nt
Organism: Sorghum bicolor (sorghum)
Lineage: Eukaryota; Viridiplantae; Streptophyta; Magnoliopsida; Poales; Poaceae
Product: protein trichome birefringence-like 26
Exons: 3
Coding region: 221-1468 (415 amino acids)
Cellular component (GO): Golgi apparatus
Molecular function (GO): O-acetyltransferase activity
Source: RefSeq, a predicted model, not a curated record